AGUGAUCCACCUGGAAUGGAAUUAGAGAAUACUAUGAAAGGAAAGGUCUUAUUCGAGUAAUGAGGCUGAAGGGUUGACAUUCCACGCCUGAUGUCUCUGGACACAAUCUGAUGUGAAGCGUGCUGAGAUGGUACUCAUUACAUUGAUUAGGGUGGGAUCAACGGAUGCAAUAUCAUUUGGGAGUAUGGAUCCAGGAUCUGUAUGGGGAGCAGAACAUGGAAGGUCUGGCUUCUGUAGCUGCUUCUCUGCUGAACAUGGGCAUUGGUGGCUUUAACCAAGAGAGCAGAUCCAGCUGAGCUUAGAACAAUAUUUUUGAAGUAUGCAAGCAUUGAAAGAAAUGGUGAAUUUUUCAUGUCUCCCAAUGACUUUGUCACUCGAUAUUUGAACAUUUUUGGAGAAAGCCAGCCUAAUCCAAAGACUGUAGAACUGCUGAGUGGUGUGGUGGAUCAGACCAAAGAUGGACUAAUAUCAUUUCAAGAAUUUGUAGCAUUUGAAUCUGUGCUAUGUGCCCCGGAUGCUUUGUUCAUGGUGGCCUUUCAGCUGUUUGACAAAACUGGCAAAGGAGAAGUGACUUUUGAGGAUGUUAAACAAGUGUUUGGACAGACCACAAUUCAUCAACAUAUUCCAUUUAACUGGGAUUCAGAAUUUGUGCAACUACAUUUUGGAAAAGAAAGAAAAAGACACCUAACAUAUGCAGAAUUCACUCAGUUUUUACUGGAGAUACAACUGGAACAUGCAAAGCAAGCUUUUGUGCAAAGAGACAAUGCCAAGACUGGAAGAGUCACAGCCAUUGACUUCCGAGACAUCAUGGUUACUAUCCGUCCCCAUGUGCUGACACCUUUUGUAGAGGAAUGUCUUGUAGCUGCUGCUGGGGGUACCACAUCCCAUCAAGUUAGUUUCUCCUAUUUUAAUGGAUUUAACUCACUCCUGAACAACAUGGAACUCAUUAGAAAGAUCUACAGCACUCUGGCUGGCAACAGGAAAGAUGUAGAGGUGACUAAGGAGGAGUUUGUUCUGGCAGCUCAGAAAUUUGGUCAGGUUACACCCAUGGAAGUUGACAUCUUGUUUCAGUUAGCAGAUUUAUAUGAGCCACGGGGACGUAUGACCUUAGCAGACAUUGAACGGAUUGCUCCUCUGGAAGAGGGAACUCUACCAUUCAACUUGGCUGAAACCCAGAGGCAGAAGGCCUCCGUCAGUUCAUCUCGACCAAUUCUCCUACAAGUUGCAGAGUCGGCCUACAGGUUUGGUCUGGGUUCUAUUGCUGGAGCUGUUGGCGCCACUGCUGUGUAUCCGAUUGAUCUUGUAAAAACUCGAAUGCAGAACCAAAGAUCAACUGGCUCGUUUGUGGGAGAAUUAAUGUAUAAAAACAGCUUUGACUGUUUUAAGAAAGUACUACGUUAUGAAGGCUUCUUUGGGCUGUAUAGAGGUCUCUUGCCACAGUUGUUGGGAGUUGCCCCAGAGAAGGCCAUAAAACUUACAGUGAAUGAUUUUGUGAGGGAUAAGUUCAUGCACAAAGAUGGUUCAGUUCCACUUGCAGCAGAAAUUCUUGCUGGGGGCUGUGCAGGAGGUUCCCAGGUAAUUUUCACAAAUCCUUUGGAAAUAGUCAAGAUCCGUUUGCAGGUGGCUGGAGAAAUCACUACUGGUCCCCGAGUCAGUGCCCUGUCUGUCUUAAGAGACCUGGGGUUCUUUGGCAUUUACAAGGGUGCCAAAGCGUGCUUUCUGCGGGACAUUCCUUUCUCAGCCAUCUACUUCCCCUGCUAUGCACAUGUAAAGGCUUCCUUUGCAAAUGAAGAUGGCCAGAUUAGCCCGGGAAGCCUGCUCUUAGCUGGUGCCAUAGCUGGUAUGCCUGCAGCAUCUUUAGUGACCCCUGCUGAUGUUAUCAAGACUCGAUUACAGGUGGCCGCCAGGGCCGGCCAAACCACUUACACUGGAGUGAUAGACUGCUUUAGGAAGAUUCUGCGGGAAGAAGGCCCAAAAGCUUUGUGGAAAGGAGCUGGUGCUCGGGUAUUUCGCUCCUCACCCCAGUUUGGUGUAACUUUGCUGACAUACGAACUGCUACAGCGAUGGUUCUACAUUGAUUUUGGAGGAGUGAAACCCAUGGGAUCUGAAUCAGCUCCUAAAUCCCGAGUCACAUUGCCUGCCCCCAAUCCUGACCACGUUGGGGGCUAUAAACUGGCAGUGGCAACAUUUGCAGGCAUUGAAAACAAAUUUGGACUUUAUCUACCUCUCUUCAAGCCGUCAGCAUCUACCUCAAAUGUUUCCAGUGGAGGCCUGUAGGAGAUCCAGACCUGGGAGUUUAUUGUAGUUGUGUUGUAACUGUGGUAAAGAACACACCAUCCAGGAAUGAAGUGAUGUCUCAUUCCUUUCCCUUCCUUUCUAGUUCAAGUUUAACUCAAAGCUGUUUUAUUAUAAAGUGAAAUCAUUCAAUUUCUGUGUGUUCUCGUCACCGGAUCAUUGUGAAAUUAUUCAUAAUUACCAGUUGGGCAUCUACUCACAAACCUUUGUACUUGAUGUAUGGUGGAAAUAGGUGAACACUAAUAUGAUUUGGGGGGGAGGAACAACUCUGAAUAGAAAUUAGAACUAUUCUUCUUGAACCAGGAUAUUAAUCUCAGAGAAGUUACUGAAUGGCAAUCAUGGUGCUCAGAGCAAAAUGUUUCGUGUAUGUUUAACUUGGUAGAAAAGUAGAUGUCUGUUUCUAACAAUGAAAGACACUGGACAAAAUUACCAGAAAUAGCCAACCUGGCUUCUGAUUUUAAAUAUUCACUAAUUUUAUCUCUGGAUUAUAUUAUGAAGCUUUCAUGUGAAACAUGUUUAUUUUUUUUUCUUUUGUAAUGAAAACCACACUGAAGAUGUUUAGUAAUCAUAUGCUGUUGUUGGUACCAAGACUCUUGAAAAGUCUUUGAACUUUAGGGAAAUGUUCUUGACAUUUUAUUAUAUAGAAAAGCUAUGAGAAGUCUCCUCUCCUGGAUGUGCUAGUUUGGGCAGCAGCUCAUCCGAUGCACACAUAAGCUGAUUCUCCUAUUUUAAUAAACAAUGUAGAAAAAUGCAUGUCCCCUGUAACUGGUAAACUGUCCUGAUCCCCUCCCAAUCCUCUUAAUUGGCGCCUCUUUGCUUUUAAAAUGUGCUUUUUCUUGAAUCAUGUCAAAUGUACUCUAAUAGGUUUUUAUUUAACAUGUGGUGCCUCACAUUAAUGAUGAAAAAGUUGUGUGUUUAUGAAAGAGGAAAUAAACUAUUUUUAAAGCUA
This is a messenger RNA of Erinaceus europaeus (western European hedgehog), 3244 nucleotides long. RefSeq names its product solute carrier family 25 member 13 (gene SLC25A13). The transcript has 19 exons. Gene Ontology annotation, biological process: aspartate transmembrane transport; L-glutamate transmembrane transport; malate-aspartate shuttle. The record is from RefSeq and is a predicted model, not a curated record. Gene Ontology annotation, molecular function: L-aspartate transmembrane transporter activity; calcium ion binding; L-glutamate transmembrane transporter activity. Lineage: Eukaryota; Metazoa; Chordata; Mammalia; Eulipotyphla; Erinaceidae. Bases 352 to 2277 code for a protein of 641 amino acids.